Molecule: messenger RNA, 752 nt
Organism: Cephus cinctus (wheat stem sawfly)
Lineage: Eukaryota; Metazoa; Arthropoda; Insecta; Hymenoptera; Cephidae
Product: U6 snRNA-associated Sm-like protein LSm5
Exons: 3
Coding region: 394-672 (92 amino acids)
Biological process (GO): mRNA splicing, via spliceosome
Cellular component (GO): U6 snRNP; U4/U6 x U5 tri-snRNP complex; Lsm1-7-Pat1 complex
Molecular function (GO): RNA binding
Source: RefSeq, a predicted model, not a curated record
CAUGAAUGUAUUUCCAAAAAGUAAACUAAAGUUUUAAUAGAGCUUGAUUUAUGUAGAGCGACUAUUGUGUUUUAUAGGAAUAUAUAUCAUGUAUCAUUGAGAGUAAUUUGGAACGUUGAUAGGUCAAUUGUCAAUAUGACGAGCAUGAUCUUAUAUACAGGUCUGGCACUUUUGACGCGUUUCACAUCUCCCAAACAUAACCCUAAUGACUCUGAAAGUUUCCACUUUUGGCCGCUGCAUGAAAAAACCGGGUGAGUGCGCAUGCGUACAAGCGGGCUCCUCCGAUACUAGCGCCUCAUAUUCCGAACUACAAUCUGGAAUCCCAAACGGCACCAAACAAUGAUCAACCGGUACUUCCAUUUUCGCUGAGUACCCAGACUUGUAUAUAAGAUCAUGAUGACGAGUUCCGUGAGCACGAAUCCAUCCACGUUAUUGCCUCUGGAAUUGGUGGAUAAAUGCAUUGGUUCCCGAAUACAUAUCAUUAUGAAAAAUGACAAGGAGAUUGUUGGCACUUUACAAGGCUUUGAUGAUUUUGUAAAUAUGUUAUUGGAGGAUGUGACAGAAAGCGAAGCAACUCCUGAAGGACGUAGAGUUACAAAACUGGAUUUGAUUUUACUUAAUGGAAACAACAUUACAAUGUUAGUACCAGGAGGAGAAAUGCCAGAAACAUAGAAUACUGUGUAUUACUUGUACUUUCCACAAUUCAGAUGUAUACAUUUAUCUAAUAAUAAUCUCACCUUUUCUAAUUGUAA